UAUCUGUUCUGGAAUAUACUGUGUGUUGCUGUGCGGAACUUGAAAGCACAAGUGUGUGUGCGCAUCUGUUGUGCAUCUGAAAUAGUCUCUCAUCUUGUCCUUACAAAGGAAUGAGAAGCCCUGCAGGAUCAGAGCAGACAGCAGGGGGGUUCAUGGGGGAUAACUGUGUUUGGCUGACAGAACCUGUUGAAGGAGAAAAUAGACUAUUGCAUCUGUGCCACAACCCACCCUGCUGCUGACCCAAGCCCUGGAGGCUGCGGUCAGCGCUCGGUCACAUGGGGAAGGCAAACCCUUAAAAGCUCCCCCAACCUUCACCCGACAGUACAGUCUUCUCUUGGUUUUCUUUCUUUGUCUCUCCCGGGAAGCCUCCGAGGUACCAACAUGUCAGACGCUGAGGAAAUAGUGGAGGAGUAUGAGGAGGAGGAAGAAGUGGAGGAGGUGAAUGAGGAAGAAGAUGCUGAGGAGGAAGAGGAGAAGAAAGAAGGGCAUGUGGAGGAGAGUGAGCACGAAGAAGAGUCCAAACGCUGGUUUAAGACAACUUAUGUGCCAAACAUCGCUCCUCCAAAGCUCCCUGAGGGCGAGAAGGUGGAUUUUGACGACCUUCACCGCAAGAGACUAGAAAAGGACUUCAACGACCUUCAGACCCUCAUCGAGGUGCAUUUCUCCAGCCGUCAGAAGGAGGAGGAAGAGCUGAUCGCGCUGCGGAAUCGCAUCGAACGCCGGCGCUCCGACCGGGCCGAACAGCAGCGAGUCCGAGCGGAGCAGGAGCGCGAACGUCAGGCGAGGCUGACCGAGGAGAGGGUGAGGAGAGAGGAGGAGGCGGCCAAACUUCGAGCCGAGGAGGAUGCCAAGAAGAAGAAGAUAUUCUCCAACAAGUCUUUCGGUGGCUACCUGCAGAAGGUUGACCAGAAGAAAGGCAAGAAGCUGACUGCUCGAGAGGAGAAGAAGAAGGCCUUGAUGGAGCGCAGGAAGCCACUCAACAUCGACCACCUGACUCAGGAGAAGCUGGCAGAGAAGGCGCAGGACCUCUGGCAGUGGCUUCACCAGCUGCACGCCGAGAAGUUUGAGCUGGCGGAGAAGCUCAAGAGGCAGAAGUACGACAUCUACGUGCUGCGAAACAGAGUCAGUGACCACCAGAGGGGCUCCAAAGCAUCCAAAACCUCCCGAGGCGCCAAGGGCAAGUCCGGCUCCUGGAAGUGAGCGCCAGAGUCCGUGAUGACCGGACUUCCAAGUUGUUUCUGGACUAUCUGGUGUCCGUCUCCAGCUUGGAUCAUAAAACUUAUCCCAGGGAUUGUGUGCAGAUUGAUGGGCCGGGUUCCCCUUUCAGGGACUGAAUGCAGUAAAUCAUGCAAAAUAAUAGUGAAUGAUGUCUGAUUGUUCUGUUGAGAUUUAAUAAUCAACUUUAUUUACGUUUUCAUGUGUUCACAGGUUGUGGUUGAAGAGCUUGUUACGUAUAUAUGUAUGCUGGUGAUGUUUUGUUUUGCUUCCUACUAACUACUAGUUUCUCACCAUUUUCCUAAAAAAUGUUCUGCUUAUUUCCAAUAAAUCAACACGUGUGUAGUAGUGUUAUUUAUUUAUCUAAACUGUCAUUACUCUGUUGUUAGUGCUUUAACUGAGACGCCUCUGAAAACAUGCCCCUUCUUGUUAGCUUUGUAUUGCUGUGAUUCUUUGGUUAAGAGUGGUGUAGGCUGGGUUGUGCCUGAGAAGUCAAACAGGUGCUGCACAGCUGACUUGCGGUGCUGCUAAUUUAGUCGCUGCAGCUCAGGGCUGCAGUGUUUUUAGCAGAAAGACUCAAAUGUUGACUGAGAGGUCGAGACCAGCAUUCUUACAGUAUGCUGAGUGGAAGCAGCUGCACAGAGGGGGUGAAACAGCAGGAAAAAAUGUUUCCUUCUUAGCUUUUCAUGUAUCAAUUGGAUCAAUAUAUAAUUGAAAGACUUUUGAAGAUAUAUCUUGCGUACAUUUUUAUUAAAAAUAAAAAACUCGUGUUUUUAUGUUCAUUAUGAUCAUGUCUUUACAAAUUCCAUCAUUAUCUAUUAUGGAAAUAGUCACAUAUUAAUAAAAAAUGACUAGAUAUCACUAAAAUGUCAAAUAACCGUUCCA
Molecule: messenger RNA, 2100 nt
Organism: Acanthochromis polyacanthus (spiny chromis)
Lineage: Eukaryota; Metazoa; Chordata; Actinopteri; Pomacentridae
Gene: tnnt2c
Product: troponin T2c, cardiac
Exons: 1
Coding region: 382-1200 (272 amino acids)
Biological process (GO): sarcomere organization; cardiac muscle contraction; regulation of muscle contraction
Cellular component (GO): troponin complex
Molecular function (GO): troponin I binding; troponin C binding; tropomyosin binding
Source: RefSeq, a predicted model, not a curated record